Eruca vesicaria subsp. sativa (arugula) is the source of this 1771-nucleotide messenger RNA. The record is from the annotation of a GenBank genome assembly. NCBI's taxonomy places the organism in Eukaryota, Viridiplantae, Streptophyta, Magnoliopsida, Brassicales, Brassicaceae.
AAAAAAAAAAUCUAAAGAGAGAAAGAAAGAGGAAGAAGUGAGAGCUGCAAUGGCGGAGUCUCAUUCUCUAAACACCCAGCUCUCCUCUCGAACUUCCAUCUUCGGUUUGCGUUUAUGGAUCGUUCUCGGCGUUUGCGUCGGAGCCGCAAUCGUUAUUCUCCUCUUCCUCAUCUCUCUCUGGUUCAUACACAGAAGAAGCAACAACAACAAAGCUAACGACUCUUCCUCAAAACAAAACCACACGAUCGUCCCCGUAGUCUCCAAGGAGAUUCGGGUCGACCCAGUUCAACCCGACCCGACACCCGAGACAACAACAAACCACCGAGAAGACGACACCAAAAUCCACAUCGACAUCGGUAAAGAUCACCGUAUCUCGUUCCCGGAGCGGGGCGGUUGGUCCGGGUCAGGGUCCGGGUCGGGUGAUCAGGUUUCUUGUUCGGGUCCUGAGGUUUCUCACUUAGGUUGGGGGCAUUGGUACACUUUGAGAGAGCUCGAAGUUUCGACAGAUGGAUUCUCCGACCAGAACGUGAUCGGACAAGGAGGUUACGGGAUUGUCUACAGAGGCGUUCUUGAAGACAAAUCUAUUGUCGCUAUAAAGAAUCUUCUCAACAACAGAGGACAAGCUGAGAAAGAGUUUAAAGUCGAGGUCGAGGCGAUAGGUAGAGUGAGGCACAAGAAUCUCGUGAGGCUGCUUGGUUACUGCGUUGAAGGAGAGCAUAGGAUGUUGGUUUACGAGUACGUUGAUAACGGGAACUUGGAACAGUGGCUUCACGGUGAUGGGUUAGGAGCUAAGAGUCCUCUCACGUGGGAGAUUAGGAUGAACAUUGUUCUCGGAACAGCUAAAGGUUUAAUGUAUUUACACGAAGGUUUAGAGCCUAAGGUUGUUCAUAGGGAUAUCAAGUCUAGUAAUAUCUUGCUUGACAAGCAAUGGAACGCGAAAGUUUCGGAUUUCGGGUUAGCUAAGCUCUUGGGCUCGGAGAUGAGUUAUGUGACGACUCGUGUGAUGGGUACUUUUGGUUAUGUGGCUCCUGAAUACGCAAGUACGGGGAUGUUGAAUGAGAGGAGCGAUGUUUAUAGCUUCGGUGUGCUUGUUAUGGAGAUGAUAUCGGGGAGGAACCCUGUGGAUUAUAGCAGGCCUGUUGGGGAAGUGAAUCUUGUGGAGUGGUUGAAGAGAAUGGUGUCGAAUCGAGAAGCGGAAGGGGUUUUGGAUCCGAGAUUGGUGGAGAAACCGUCUUUGAGGUCGUUGAAGCGUACGCUUUUGGUGGCUUUGAGAUGUGUUGAUCCUAAUGCUCAGAAGAGACCAAAGAUGGGUCAUGUCAUUCACAUGCUUGAAGCUGAGGACUUAGUGCCGAGAGAUGAUAGGAGAAACUCCGGCGGCGGAGGAGGAGAUCCGAAGAAGUCACCGAGGAAGAUGAAUGUGAGGGAAUCAGAGGAGGAGAGUGUUAAUUCCAUUCUGAUCAAGAAUGACCAGUUAGCUUUGGAGAAGGAGGAGAGUCGGUAAAAAAGAGAGGAAGGAAGCUUUGGCAUUAUAAUUUUGGUACACUAUUUUAGAAGUUUUCUUGUGUGUAUGUAGUAGAUUCAUGUAUCUUUGCAAUAAUAAAAAUGUGGAUUAGAUUAAGAAAAAGAGAAGAAGAGUUUUUAUAUGUAUACUUCACAUUAGGUGAGGACUCUGUUGUAAUAUACUACAAAUGGUGAUUUGUGUUAUAGAUGUGGUACAGUUUUCUUUUAGAGAAAUUUUGGGUUCCCCUUUAUAGUGAACAUCUAAUUUCAC